AUGGAGAAGGUGGCAGGGGAGAGCGUGCGCUUGUUAGAUAAGCCUGCGGUGGCGGCAGCAGCGGGCAGCCCCAACCUCUCCUCGGCGGGGGCCGUCUUCAUUAUGCUGAAAUCUGCCCUUGGAGCAGGGCUGCUCAAUUUCCCCUGGGCAUUCAACAAAGCUGGCGGGAUCGCACCGGCCGUUCUCGUGGAGCUGGGCUCGUUAGUCUUCCUCGUCAGUGGGCUGGCAGUGCUGGGCUAUGCUUCAUCCCUCAGCACGCAGUCCACGUACCAAGGUGUCAUCCGGGAGGUCUGUGGCACGGCAGUGGGGAAGCUCUGCGAGGUCUGCUUCAUCCUCAACCUCUUCAUGAUCUCCGUGGCCUUUCUCAGGGUUGUAGGUGACCAACUGGAGAAACUGUGUGACUCCUUCUACCCCAACGGCACGCUGAGCGGAGAGGGACCGUCGCUGCAGCACUGGUACGCUGACCAGCGCUUCACGCUCUCGGCUCUCUGCGUCCUUGUGAUCUUCCCUCUCUCCGUCCCCAAGGAGAUCGGCUUCCAGAAGUACUCCAGCAUCCUGGGCACAUUGGCUGCCUGCUACCUCACCCUUGUCAUUGUCAUAAAGUACCACCUGCAAGCGGAGAGCCUCGGCCUACGCGAGCCCCCCCAUCCCUCCAGGGCUUCCUCCUGGGCCUCCAUGUUCAGCGUCAUCCCUACCAUCUGUUUUGGGUUUCAGUGCCACGAGGCCUGUGUGGCCAUCUACAGCAGCAUGCGCAACCAGAAUUUCUCCCACUGGGUCGCCGUCUCUGUGCUCUCCAUGCUCAUCUGCCUGCUCAUUUACUCCCUCACAGGGCUGUAUGGUUACCUGACCUUUGGUGAGGACGUGGCGGCUGACAUCCUGAUGUCCUACCCGGGGAACGACGCAGUUGUCAUUGUCGCCCGCCUGCUCUUUGGCAUCUCCAUCGUGACCAUCUACCCCAUCGUCGUGCUGCUGGGCAGGUCUGUUGUCCGGGACGUGUGGGUGAACCCCAAGCGCAGGGCUGUGCUGGUGGCAGAGGUGCAUGAGCGUCGGACCCGGGUGGCACUGACCAUCUCAUGGAUCGCAGCAACACUUGCCAUCGCUUUGUUCGUCCCCGAUAUUGGCAAGGUCAUCGGGCUCAUCGGGGGCAUCAGUGCAUUCUUCAUCUUCAUCUUCCCAGGGCUGUGCUUGGUGUGCAUGAUGGGAACCGAAGCCGUCGGGCCAAGGAAGAGAGAUGUGGUCGGCCAAGAGGUGUGGGGCUGCCAGCUGAGAAACGGAGGCAUUUCUAGCGGAGGUGAUGGGUGACAGCAGACCUUCCUCCACGUGGGAUAAGGGCUGGAGGUGCCCAUCUACCAGGCAGACCAAGCACCUUGGGAACCUCCUCACUUGCCCCUGCCCACCCUUGGGACAUUUGGGAGAAUUUGUGAAGGCUCAGCUGCCUCUUGGACUGCCACACUUUGCAACUCACCCCCGUUGGAUGCAGACAACCCCUGUAAUGGAGGAGCACCGCGGGUUGAGGACCACGAGGCGAGCGGGAGAGGCCCUGCGCCAAGCCACUGCCACCAAGAAAGGCUGGAGCAGC
This is a messenger RNA of Struthio camelus australis, 1579 nucleotides long. The record is from RefSeq and is a predicted model, not a curated record. Lineage: Eukaryota; Metazoa; Chordata; Aves; Struthioniformes; Struthionidae.